This is a messenger RNA of Mycotypha africana, 319 nucleotides long. RefSeq lists its product as uncharacterized. The coding region runs from base 73 to 273 and encodes 66 amino acids. The transcript has a single exon. Lineage: Eukaryota; Fungi; Mucoromycota; Mucoromycetes; Mucorales; Mycotyphaceae. The record is from RefSeq and is a predicted model, not a curated record.
UUUUCUUUUUUUUUUUUUUUUUCUUUUUUUUCCCCGCCCAACCCACACGCAUCCCACAGCUUGCCUUUGGGAAUGCACAGACGCCAAAUCCCCAGAUUCGGGGUGUGUGUGUGUGUGUGUGUAUCGAUCAUUUCAAUGGUCACCAGACUUUCUCGCGUCUUUUUACAGAAAAAAAAAUUGGACACAUCAUCUGGGAUAGGGUUUCUUUUUAUUGUUUCCAUUUAUCAUGUUAACAAUAUGUAUAUAUAUAUAUAUAUAUAUAAGAGUAUAUAGGUUGUGUGUAGGUCAACUUUUUUCAUCUUUUUUUACAUGGGUUGUA